UCUCAUAAUCUUUUCAGACACCCUGGAACAACAUGAAUCAAGAUUACUACAGGUCCUUAACCGUAUUAAAGAGUAUGGGUUAAAACUAUCACCAGAAAAAUGUAAAUUUUUCCAAACCUCCGUUAAGUAUCUUGGUCAUAUUGUCUCCCAGCAUGGAGUUGAGACAGACCCACAGAAGAUUGAAGCCUUAAAGACCUGGCCAGUACCCGAGAAUCUCAAGCAGCUGCGCUCCUUCCUGGGCUUUUCUGGGUACUAUAGACGGUUUGUGAAAGACUAUUCAAAGAUCACCAAACCUCUAAACGACCUCACAGCAGGGUACCCACCUCUCAGGAAAAACAGUCAAGGAAGAGAAAAAACUCACCUGUACUUCCAUCCGAAGGAAUCCUUUGGGAAGAGGUGGACUUCAGAUUGUCAAAGAGCGUUCGAGGAGGUCAUUGACAAGCUCACCACCGCACCUGUCUUAGGAUUUGCAGACCCCAAACUCCCAUACGUCCUUCAUACUGACGCAAGUACGACAGGGCUUGGUGCAGCCUUGUAUCAAGAACAAGACGGACGGAUGAGGGCUAUUGCUUUCGCAAGCAGAGGAUUGACGAAGAGUGAGGCGAAAUACCCUGCCCAUAAACUGGAAUUUCUCGCUUUAAAGUGGGCUGUCACUGCUAAGUUUAGUGAUUACUUGUACGGUACUGACUUCACUGUUGUCACUGACAGUAAUCCCUUAACCUACAUCCUGACCUCCGCAAAGUUGGAUGCCACAAGUUACAGGUGGCUGUCCGCUCUGUCAACAUACAACAUACAAAGCAACGAGCCGAUCCUGAUCUCAGAGUGGUCAUCGAGCACAAGGAGUCUGGAGACAUGCCCUCACCCACCCUGAGACAAGAGUUUCCAGAGCUUGUUUUGUGGCUCCGAGAGUGGAAGCGCCUAGAGCUGAGAGAUGGAGUGUUAUACAGGGCACGGCAAGAAAAUGGACGAGUCACACAUCAGCUUGUUCUACCAGCUGAACUUAUAGCCACAGCACUGAAAGGCUUACAUGAUGAUCUAGGUCAUCUAGGCAUGGAGCGGACCCUCGACCUUGUGAGGUCACGAUUCUACUGGCCUAGAAUGUCAACUUAUGUAGAGCAAAAGAUCAAGACGUGUGAACGUUGUGUGCGCCGAAAGACUCCAAACGAGAGAGCAGCUCCCUUGUGUAACAUCAAGGCCAGCAGGCCCUUGGAGCUGGUCUGCAUGGACUUUCUAUCAGUGGAGCCUGAUCGGAGCAACACAAAAGACAUAUUGGUACUGACAGACCAUUUCACUAAGUACGCAGUCGCCAUUCCAACUCGAAACCAAAAGGCGCAGACUGUGGCUAAGUGUUUAUGGGAAAACUUUCUGGUGCAUUAUGGGUUUCCGGAAAAGCUUCUGAGUGACCAGGGUCCAGAUUUUGAAUCUCGCACCAUAAAAGAACUGUGCUCCAUCGCUGGCAUUCAAAAAGUCAGGACUACCCCUUACCACCCCAGGGGGAAUCCAGUGGAGAGAUUCAAUAGGACCCUACUCCAGAUGUUGGGCACUCUGGAAAAUAAGGACAAGUCUCAUUGGAGGGAGUUUGUCAAGCCUCUGGUGCAUGCUUAUAACUGCACACGGAAUGACGUGACCGGAUUCAGUCCCUACGAACUAAUGUUCGGCAGACAACCCCGGCUUCCAGUUGAUUUGGCGUUUGGUCUACCUUCCAGCCGUGAACCCAAGUCACAUUCCCAAUAUGUGCAUGACUUAAAGGGCCGCCUAGAGGAAAGCUACCGAGUCGCCACAGAGAAUGCCUCAAAGACAGCUGAGCGUAACAAACAGCGGUUUGACAGGAGAGUUGUUGAGUCCACUCUUGAAACAGGAGAUCGUGUCCUUGUGAGGAAUGUUCGAAUAAGGGGGAAACACAAGUUGGCCGAUAAAUGGGAACCAGACGUUCACAUAGUGGUUAAACGUGCUGGUGACCUACCUGUGUACACUGUUAAAUCAGAAGGGAAAGAUGGACCACUUCGCACUUUACACCGUGACCUCUUGCUGCCGUGUGGAUUCUUACCUGUGGCUGUGUCCGAACAAUCUCCAAAGCAGACUAUCAGCAAACCCAGAACAAGGAGACAGUCGAGAAUGGAAGUCACAGCCGGAUCUGAAGUGGCAGAUGGUGAUUCAGAGUCAGAAGACAGUGACUACUAUUGCUACUUACCUGGAGAGGCACUGAACACUGACCUUAUUGAGACACGGGUUCCGACCCUGCCAGAGACAGUACCUGAUAGGGAGAGAAAUGCUGGAGAGACAAAGCAACCAACCCUGUCUUCAGUUGGUUGGCUUCCUGCUCCUGUCAAUUUGGAAGGAAAGACAGAGACAUCAAUCAUUGAGGAACAGAACAGAGAAAAAAGACAUGGACCUGAAAGAGAGACAAUACAGCAGAUACCUGUGGGGAUCAUUCCAUCCCAAUCAGAGAAACCUCCAGUUUCCGGGGAUGAUACCUCAAAUGAGCCAAGUUCUGACCGACCAAACUGUUCUGAAUGUAAAGGAACCUCAGCAGUUGUUGAUCAGGAGGCUGAGGUCACCUCAAGGCACAGAGAAGCUGAUUCCCCCAAAGUGAGAAGAGCUCUGUUUGGAAACUCUCAGGACACCCCCUCUGACAGUUCAAGACAAGAGGAUGAGACCUUACCCAUCCAGCUGAGCAUGUGGGAGUCUCCCUCAGAACCAAACAUUCUGGACGAAAGUCUUCCUGUUUUCUCAGACCUGUCAUUCAGUGAUACCAGCAAGGAUGAAGGAUGCUUUGUCAAUAAACCUUGUGAGGAUGUGUCAGUCGACAGGACCAAUGAGGCAAUAGUAGCUGGGACAUCUGGAAGAAGAACCUCUCCAGUCAUCAUGGGAGGGAGUGAUGGUGACAAUGUUCCCAGACGUUCUCAGAGGCAUAGAGAACAACCUGAAAGACUACAGUAUGGUCAACUGGGAAAUCCCUUGCUGUCUAUAGUCCAAUCACUCUUCCAAGGCCUCAACCUUGCCUUUGCUGACGCACUCCAGAAUCAUGGCUAUGCAGAUAUCCCCCAAGUAACCCCAAGGCCAACUCAUAGUCAUGUGGGUGUAAUGGGACAUACACACCUUUAGAAGGGGAGGGUGUAACCCAGGUUACUAGGCCCUUAUUAGAAGUCCAGUCUAUCAGUUAGUUGAUUAGAUCAAAAAAUUAAUAAAUUCAUAUUUUCUAUGUGACAGAUAAAUACAUAGAGUUUGAUUUAAAAUAAUCUUACACGAAGUGAAUAAAUAGGAUUUAGGAUUAAAAUCUUAAAUAUGUCAAUAAAUAAAUUAAUAGAUUAUAAGAAAUUAAUAUAAACGGGUUAUUCAUGUCUGUUUACAAAUAAUAUUUUGUUUAUUUAAAGUGUGGUGAAUGUGCCUUUCUGAAAGUGUGAAAGAUUCGGGUGACAUUGGGAGUUCACGUGAUGUAACGUAGCGUUACCAAGGAGACGCCGUCAAGGUGUGCGUGCUGUCGUGUUUUUCUCUCUCUCUGCCGGACCAACGUCAAGGUGGCGUCAUGCUAACCUGUUGCUGCAGAUAUCACUGUUUUGUGUAAGAGAGCCAAAUAUUCCAACGUCUUCCCAACGUUAAUUUUAUCGUCGGUGCAGAGAGCGAAGCUUUUCUUCUUGAUUAGCGGACCGUGUGUUUUGUGACAGACGAAGGAGAACGUGAGUUGUGUUUAUUAGCAGCAUGGCGCUAGCCCGUGCUAUUAGCCACAUUUACUCCGCUAAAUUCUGUUUUGAGGUUAUACGUUACUGAACUCCCGUGUCCCUGUCUCUUCAAAAAGUGAAACCUGGACUGAUGAGAGCUGUGUUCUGCCUUGUACCCGGAGUGUGUGUAUAUGUGAUGCUUGAGCCUCUGGUGAGUAAACUUUACUGAAGUUAGACUGAUAAAUGGAGUUGGAAGGUGCAAUUGCUAAUGUUAAUAGGAAUUAACGAGGCAUUAAUUUCAUGUAUGUUGUGUCAGAAAUAUGUUUCUGUGUUUUAUAUUACGGUGUUUUGUUUACCCCCACUCUGUUUCUCUGAGAGUGAGUGGCGGGGAGAAAGAAAUGUUAAGCAUUUUGUCUCAUGUUAAUAAUGAGAAAUGUGUUCAGUUCAUUUAAUGCACAGUAAAGAGUAGUUAAAAUUAUUAUCAGGGAACAAUGUUACAAUAUAUAUGUAUAAAUAUGUGUUCAUAUGCAUUUAUUUACAUUUAAAAGGAUAUUUUCUUUAUAUGAAUAUUUAAAUAACCCUCUUUUGGCCUUUAUAGGCCGGGUCUUAUUUUCUUUGGUUGGAUUCCUGGGUUGAGAUCUGCAUGAAGAUGACUUCUUCUUCUUCCGCUGGGAUUUCCCCCAUUCUUUAGAGUCCAACAGACUCUGUGUGCAGGGGUCAGACACGAGCGCCCAUAAAUAACCUGAGUGUUUCCUCUCCUGCUGUCAGUACAGCUGAGUUGAGAUGAUGUCCGGUUGGUCUGUGGUUGUGUU
Messenger RNA from Dicentrarchus labrax (European seabass), 4471 nucleotides. RefSeq lists its product as uncharacterized. Gene Ontology annotation, molecular function: nucleic acid binding. The transcript is spliced from 2 exons. NCBI's taxonomy places the organism in Eukaryota, Metazoa, Chordata, Actinopteri, Moronidae. The record is from RefSeq and is a predicted model, not a curated record. Gene Ontology annotation, biological process: DNA integration. The coding region runs from base 853 to 3105 and encodes 750 amino acids.